Messenger RNA from Dentiscutata erythropus, 174 nucleotides. The record is from the annotation of a GenBank genome assembly. Lineage: Eukaryota; Fungi; Glomeromycota; Glomeromycetes; Diversisporales; Gigasporaceae.
AUGGACCUAAAUAAAACCUACCUAAUUGACAUACUCCAAUGGGGAGAAACAACCAAAAAGCUAGAAUUUGAGGAUAGCAGUGAUGAAAAGUAUGAGAAUACUGGCUAUGAAGACCCAGAAUGGUUUCUAGAGUUCAAUAGUUAUAUUGAUUGGGACUAUAAUGAUUCACAGUAG